AAAGAAGCGCGUACAUAGAAUUUUUAUAAACAUGCCACUAGAGUCAAUCGCGGAUCCCACCAUAAGAAUAAAGCCUUCCUCAAAGAUGAUCAAUUUUAUCUCGUGCAACGCGAGAGACAGCGAUGCACCGGCUAAUAUCAGAUCCUUAUACAAAUCGAAGAGAUCCAAGGAGGAGAAGAUCGCUAAGAGUGCCGCGUUGACACUCGCGGAUCUUAGGUGGCUGAAUGAUUUUUUGAUAAAGUAUAGAAAAACUGCUACGAAAAGGAUCUACCUUCACGAGCUUCUCGUCGAUUCCGACGUGAUAUUGCCAGCGCCGAGGGAGACACCGCGGAAUCCGGAGUUGGAGGCGAGAAUACAGAAAUUAACGGCGCAGCAAAAUGCGAGGGAGUAUCAGGCGAUGACGAAGAGUAUCGACUCGGUGCGGAAAUUCUUGCCGGAAGAUACCAUCGCGUAUCAAAUGAAACAGAUUAACAAACAACUCAUCGCCGUCGUGCAAUUUCUAUUCUCCGUGUUAGCUGCCUUCGCCUUUGGAUUCAUCGGAGUCGAGUACAUAGUCGGAAAUCUAGACUUCGGAUUUCGAUUGCUCCUCGGUAUAAUAUGCGCGUUAAUCGUCGCGUUAGCAGAGAUCUAUUUUCUGGCUCUGAAAUUAAACGAGGAUAUCGAUGUUACUCCAAAAUCGACAAAAUUACAUGAGGAUUAGUAUUCAAAUCGUGUGUACUACUUCAAUUACCUUGAAUCUGUGUGUAUGUGUGUGUGUAUGCAUGUAACAAACAGAAACGAUCAGUUUAGAUAAUAUCGUACAAGCUAAUCUCUGUGUUAGCUUCGUGUUACUUAUUUCGUAUAUUUAACUACGUGAAGGAACGCAUAAAUGAAAGAAGAAUAACUACAUGGUUUAUAACG
This is a messenger RNA of Ooceraea biroi (clonal raider ant), 900 nucleotides long. RefSeq names its product transmembrane protein 199. The record is from RefSeq and is a predicted model, not a curated record. Gene Ontology annotation, cellular component: endomembrane system. NCBI's taxonomy places the organism in Eukaryota, Metazoa, Arthropoda, Insecta, Hymenoptera, Formicidae. Gene Ontology annotation, biological process: vacuolar proton-transporting V-type ATPase complex assembly.